CCAUUGCAAGAGACCAACAGCAGCUUCCCAACCCUGGAGAAGGCCUAGAGACAUUCAUUUUGUUACUUCUGCUGCUACCAUUUUAGAAAAUUCAGAUGGAUCGCUUUGGAUUUCUUCCACCUCAAUGCCUCAUGGAUUUGCCUUGGUUGAGUUGAAGGCACUGGGAGUGGCACACACAAGGUGGCAGUUUACUAAACUCUACAGAUUAACGCUGCGAUUUUCCAGAUGAGGAAUCUGAGAUCCAAAAAGUGAAACCAACUUGAGCAGGCUCACCUCCAACAUGCAGGUUCCUGCCAUGCUGUCUCUGCUACUUGUGUCUGUGGGCCUCUCAGAUGCCCUUCAGGGUGACAGGGGUCCAUCGUCUCUCUCUCAGGUGCAGAGGCACUCCAUCACACGACGAGACAUUUUCCCUCAAGAAACCCUCCUGGACAUGGCCCUGGCCUCCUUCGAUGACCAGUACUCAGGCUGUGCGGCAGCCAUGACAGCUGCCCUCCCAGAACUCAACCACACGGAGUUCCAGGCCAACAAAGUCUAUGCAGAGGGCUGGGCACUGGCCAGCAGCCAGUGGCAGGAGCACCAGGCCUGGGAGCCAGAGUGGGGCUUGAGCACUACCCGGCCGCCACCGCCACCCCCCGGCUUCCGGGAUGAGCAUGGGGUGGCGCUCCUGGCCUACACUGCCAACAGCCCUCUGCACAAGGAGUUCAAUGCCGCUGUGCGAGAGGCCGGCCGCUCCCGGGCCCAGUACCUCCAGCACUUCUCCUUCAAGACGCUCCAUUUCCUGCUCACAGAGGCCCUGCAGCUGCUGGGGACAGGCCAACGUCCGCCCCGGUGCCACCAGGUGUACCGAGGGGUGCACGGCCUGCGUUUCCGGCCUGUAGGGCCUGGGGCCACAGUAAGGCUGGGGGGCUUCACCUCUGCGUCCCUGAAGAAUGUCGCAGCCCAGCAGUUUGGAGAGGACACCUUCUUUGGCAUCUGGACCUGCUUAGGGGCUCCUAUCAGAGGUUACUCCUUCUUCCCUGGAGAGGAGGAGGUGCUGAUCCCUCCCUUUGAGACCUUCCAGGUGAUCAAUGCCAGCCGACCAGCCCAGGGGCCUGCCCACAUCUACCUCCGGGCCCUGGGCAAGCGCAGCAUGUACAACUGUGAGUACAUCAAAGACAAGAAGUGCAAGUCUGGGCCCUGCCGUCUGGAUGGCUCAGCCACGUGUCAGGGCUCCCUCUUCACAGUCUGGUCCCUGCUGCUGUUGCUGUGGUUCCUGGAGGCCCUUCCAGCAAGUCCAGACCUGCUCUGACCCACCAGACACUGAGCAGCCCCGCCUGUGCCUCCGCCAACCGCCAACAGGAGAUGUUGGCCACGAGUGUGCUCCAAGCGUUCUCAAGCUGCCUGGUAAACCCAUCUGCAGCUGCCAGACCUCUGGUGGAGGCACAGGAGUCUGGGGACCGAACCUUGGGCUCCAGGAGUGAGGCUCUUGCUAGAGGUAGGAGGACUCCAGGACAGACGGGCACUCACUUGGAGACAGAAGGAAUU
This is a messenger RNA of Heterocephalus glaber (naked mole-rat), 1524 nucleotides long. It is a transcript of the gene Art1, whose product is annotated as ADP-ribosyltransferase 1. The record is from RefSeq and is a predicted model, not a curated record. Gene Ontology annotation, molecular function: NAD+ poly-ADP-ribosyltransferase activity; NAD+-protein-arginine ADP-ribosyltransferase activity. NCBI's taxonomy places the organism in Eukaryota, Metazoa, Chordata, Mammalia, Rodentia, Bathyergidae.